AUGGCGGCGGCCGGCGGGUUCAGAACCGUGGAACCUUUGGAGUAUUACAGGAGGUUCUUGAAAGAAAACUGUCGGCCUGAUGGGAGGGAGCUUGGUGAAUUCCGGACCACCACUGUCAACGUAGGUUCGAUUACCACUGCAGACGGCUCUGCCCUUGUGAAGCUAGGAAACACAACUGUGAUCUGCGGCAUAAAGGCGGAAUUUGCAGCACCCCCUGCUGAUUGCAGCAAUAAAGGCUAUAUUGUUCCGAACGUCGACCUUCCUCCGCUCUGUUCGCCAAGAUUUCGGCCGGGACCACCGGGGGAGGAGGCUCAGGCGGCUAGUCAGUUCAUGGCCGACGUGAUAGAAAAUUCGCAGGUGGUAAGGAAGGAAGACCUGUGCAUUGUGGAUGGGAAGCUUGCUUGGGUCCUGUAUUGCGAUGUUAUAUGCUUGGACUACGACGGGAAUCUUCUGGACGCCUGCAUGUGUGCUUUCCUAGCAGCUCUAAAAAAUGUGCAGUUGCCGGCUGUCCGUAUAAACGAAGAAACGGGGUUAGCCGAAGUCAACCUGAAAGAGAAGUCUCCUUUGACGGUCAGAAAGGAACCGGUGGCCGUGUCAUUUGUGCUUUUUGACUCGCUAGUGAUCGUUGACCCGACUACAGAAGAGGAGGACUUGGCAACAGGCACAGUAACGAUUGUGACCGACGAAAACGGCGAACUGUGUUCCGUCCAUAAACCAGGAGGGAGUGCACUAACAGAGGCCAAGCUUCAAGACUGUAUCAGCCGUGCAAAAACAAGACACAAGGAAGUGAAGAAGCUCCUGGAUAAACUGAUCAAAAGUGCAGAGGCAACAUAAGCAAACCGUUGGGUCUCUUUGGGAAGUGG
Euleptes europaea (tarantolino) is the source of this 863-nucleotide messenger RNA. RefSeq names its product exosome component 8 (gene EXOSC8). The record is from RefSeq and is a predicted model, not a curated record. The coding region runs from base 1 to 834 and encodes 277 amino acids. Gene Ontology annotation, cellular component: cytoplasmic exosome (RNase complex); nuclear exosome (RNase complex). NCBI's taxonomy places the organism in Eukaryota, Metazoa, Chordata, Lepidosauria, Squamata, Sphaerodactylidae. The transcript has 11 exons. Gene Ontology annotation, biological process: nuclear mRNA surveillance; nuclear polyadenylation-dependent rRNA catabolic process; TRAMP-dependent tRNA surveillance pathway.